GUUUCUACAGAUCCCGUUUCUUUGGUCCAAUGAAUCCUAUAAUCUUGCGAAAUCCACAUUUUCUCAAAUCGCUCAUAAUAUAUUACCGUUCCACUUCAACUUCACACUUAUUUGGUGAUACCAUCCCAUGCGGUUUGCCGCAAUCCGUAGUCAUCAUGGUUUACCAUAUGGAUAAUUUUAACCCGGACCAAAAGCGGGCUUAUGUAAUAUCGGCCUGUUCCAUCGGGCUGAGCCUUUCAACAAUGACGCUCGCUCUGCGAUUCAUGGCCAGGCGCAUGGUCGCAAAAAGACUCUUUCCGGAGGACUGGUGCAUGCUUGCUGGCUGGAUUUGCAGUGUAGGUAUCGCAGCAAUGGCAUUCAUGGGCUUCGUGUAUGGUAUGGGAGAACACGAAGCUACUGUACGAGCCAGACCGAAUGGCAAGGCACUCAUCAAAGGCUGUUUGAUGAGUGUUUGGAUUAUACAGCGAUUAUACCCGCCAGCGCAUCUGUUCAUCAAGACAUCCAUUCUGCUCUGGUAUUGCAGGAUAUUUCGCACUCCUGGUUUCAAACGUGCAGCAUGGAUUAUAUGGGGCUAUACAUUAUUAUGGUCGAUUCACGCCCAACUAGCAUCCCUGCUCGAGUGUCUACCACCAGCUUACUUCUACGAUCGAGAUAUACCUGGCGGGCAUUGCGUGCCUAACCCUCUCAUCAACAUCAGUCUCACCGAAAGUGUUCUAAACACUCUAGGGGAUGUGGCAAUAUUUAUCAUGCCGAUGCCAAUGUUGAAAAAUCUUCAUGUUAAUGAACAUAAAAGAAUGGCGCUAUACAUAAUAUUCGCCGUUGGUCUUUUGGUGAACGUGAUAAGCUUGGUCCGGUGGGUAUCCCUACUAGGCACAGCAGAAGAUAUUACCUCAAGCUUACCCACAGCAUCAACUUGGACAUAUCUUGAGGUAGCAAUGGCGAUCACUUGCGGAAAUCUUCCUUUACUGGCGCCUCUAUUUGGCAGUAUAUUUAGACGUGGUGGUACACAUUCGACCCCUGGAUAUGCAAGCAACGACAAGAGCAACACGACAAAGAGAGGAGGACUCACGGGUUCCUCUGUGCCCCGGUCGAAGAGACACUCUGUGAUCUACCCAGAAGAGAUAAUGCUUCAGGAUCGUAGCAAUGAAACGCUUACUUCACCACGCGCUAUGCAACCAAGGCAGUCUAGUGAUAGUAGGCGAAUACUAGUGGAAGACGAAAUUAUUGUAUCGUAUGCGCAGAGCUCACAUGGGGGCAACGCCGGUGGAGAUGCACCGGAUAAGGAUAAGGACCUGCCUCCGCUCCCUCCAGCGCCAACUCAUGCGUCAAGAGCAUGGGCUGAGAUUUGAAUAUCUGGAUAAACAAACAUGUAGCCAUACAGUUUUCAG
Truncatella angustata is the source of this 1388-nucleotide messenger RNA. RefSeq lists its product as uncharacterized. Lineage: Eukaryota; Fungi; Ascomycota; Sordariomycetes; Amphisphaeriales; Sporocadaceae. The record is from RefSeq and is a predicted model, not a curated record. The transcript is spliced from 6 exons. The coding region runs from base 30 to 1349 and encodes 439 amino acids.